AUGGAUCCGUCAACCGCGAGACCUGGGAGCGAAGUGAAUGUUUUAGUGGAGGACGUACACCCCGACCCAGGCCUAAGACUGCUCAUGCGCACCAUCCUCGUGCUGUACUUGAAGAACGUUCUGAACUACGACGAUGAUAAUGCUACUAUAAUUUACCACAUCUUCAUCAUGAUCUGCUUCUUCACGCCCGUAAUCGGAGCCAUCAUCUCUGACACCCUUCUGGGGAAAUUCAGGACGCUGUCGAUGGUGGGGUUGCUGCUGAUUGCAAUGGGUCAUGGAGGAAUCAAGCCUUCCGUGACGGCCUUCGGAGGAGAUCAGUUCGUCAUCCCGGGUCACGAGAAGCAACUGACUCAGUUCUUCUCUGCCUUCUACUUCUCCGUCAAUGGAGGUUUCCUCAUCUCCACCUUCCUCGCUCCCAUCUUGAGAGAGGAUGUACAUUGCUUUGGGGAUAAGUCCUGUUUCCCUCUCGCCUUCGGUGUCUCUGCUGCCUUCUUGAUCGCCGCUCUUAUGAUUUUCCUGCUGGGUAAACCCCUGUACAAGAUAGUACCACCCAAGGGCCACGUCCUUGUGCAAGUACUCGGCUGCAUCAAACACGCCCUAGGACGAAAGUGGACGUCCGGAAAUGACCCGAAAAAAGAUCAUUGGUUGGAUUAUGCCGACGACAAGUUCAGCAAGAAAAUGAUCCGUCAUACCAAGAUCCUGUUGGGCGUUCUCUUCCUUUAUAUUCCCUUGCCUGUUUUCUGGGCCCUUCUCGAACAACAGGGUUCAAGAUGGACGCUGCAAGCGACGCGGAUGAACAGGGAACUCGGGAGUAUCACUGUGAAACCAGAUCAGAUCCAGCUGGUGCAUCCCUUGCUGGUCCUCAUCCUCAUCCCCAUCUUCCAAUUCUGCAUAUACCCGGGAUUGGCAAAGUUUGGUCUCCUCACCAAAUCCAUUCCCCGGAUGUUUGUCGGAGGGGUCCUGGCUGGAGUCGCCUUCGCUGUCUCUGGCCUCAUUGAACUUGAAAUUGAGAAAACGUACCCAAAGAAGCCUCCCCCCGACCAGGUGAGAUUCCAGGUGAUCAACGGCCUCAACUGCAGCCUUUCGAUUACGUCAGAAGGUGGUUUGCUUCACACAGAAGGAUCCUUUAUUCCGCCCUUCUCAAGUAUGAACUUCGACGACAGAUCCGUCGAAGGAAAUCGGAACCACACUUUCAUAGCAAGUGAUUGCAUGGGCGGAGCUUUCUCUCUUCCUGGUGACACGAGAGAGGACGAAACCCUCGAGGGAGUCUGGGGAGGGGACGUCGUGACUCUGCUAGUGGGUGUCAGACAGGACGCAAGCAGGAAACUCGCCAUCGCGAGGAUGCCGUUCGACGACAUCGAGAAGGGGGAGAGAGGAUUCCCGAAAGUCAGAGUCUUAUUCAACACUCCGGACGACUUCUGGAGGAACACAACCGUCAAGUUCAAGUCGGAUGAAGACUUGGAACUGGAACUUGCGAACGGUCCCAUUAAUGCCACCGACUACGGAGAAGUAGAAGUAGACUCGAACAUGUUGUGCAUUCAAAAGCUGGAAUCUUGCGAGGAUGUGGGGGUAUUCGAAGGGAAAUUCGGAGCCACCUACAACGUCCUCAUCCAACGCGACCGAAUUGGAAAUGAGACUGUGAGCUAUGAGAGAGAAGAAUCUCUCACUGAAGAUUCUUCUCACUGCGGCAUUUGGCAAUACGAGGUGACACCUCCGAACAACAUCAGCAUGUUGCUUCAAAUCCCUCAAUACGUCAUCAUCACCAUCGGCGAGAUUUUGUAUUCCAUCACAGGUGUCGAGUUCUCGUAUCAGCAGGCGCCGAAAUCGAUGAAAGCGGUUGUGACGUCGGCCUGGUACCUCACCAACACAUUUGGAAACCUCAUCGACAUCUUCAUCGUCGCCAUCAAGUUCUUCGACAGCCAGGCGUACGAGUUCUUCCUUUUCGCGGCGAUCAUGGGCGUGGCCAUGGCAGUCUUCGCGACCAUGGGAUAUUUCUACGAGUCAGUGGAUGACCCAGACGCAGAUGAGCAGGAGAGCCACGAGAUGCUGGAAAACGAGAUGGCCCUGGAGGUGCUGGGGGAUGACUAAUGGUAUCGCAGACCCGAAG
Messenger RNA from Darwinula stevensoni, 2107 nucleotides. Lineage: Eukaryota; Metazoa; Arthropoda; Ostracoda; Podocopida; Darwinulidae. The record is from the annotation of a GenBank genome assembly.